This is a messenger RNA of Colletotrichum orchidophilum, 855 nucleotides long. RefSeq names its product glycosyl hydrolase family 11. Gene Ontology annotation, molecular function: hydrolase activity, hydrolyzing O-glycosyl compounds; cellulose binding. Bases 1 to 855 code for a protein of 284 amino acids. NCBI's taxonomy places the organism in Eukaryota, Fungi, Ascomycota, Sordariomycetes, Glomerellales, Glomerellaceae. The transcript is spliced from 4 exons. The record is from RefSeq and is a predicted model, not a curated record. Gene Ontology annotation, biological process: xylan catabolic process. Gene Ontology annotation, cellular component: extracellular region.
AUGGUUGCUCUGAAGUCCCUUCUAUUGGCUCUCACCGUCGUGACCGGGGCUCUUUCGGCCCCGGGAGAGUUGAUGAAACGACAAUCAACUCCUUCGUCAACGGGAACACACAAUGGCUACUACUACUCGUGGUGGACCGACGGAGGUUCCCAAGUAACCUACACCAACGGUGCCGGUGGCCAAUAUAGUGUUGUCUGGCAGACCGGUGGCAACUUUGUUGGAGGCAAAGGCUGGAAUCCUGGUGGUCCGAGGACGAUCACGUAUUCUGGCAGCUAUAACCCCAACGGCAACAGCUACCUCGCCAUCUAUGGCUGGACUAGAAACCCCCUGAUUGAGUAUUACAUCGUCGAGUCCUUCGGAACAUACAACCCUUCCAGCGGCGCCACCAAGAAGGGCACCGUUACCAGCGACGGCGGAACCUACGACAUCUACGUCAGUACGCGAACCAACGCCCCAUCAAUCGAUGGCACAAGGACCUUCCAGCAGUACUGGUCCGUCCGGCAAACCAAACGCGUCGGCGGAACCGUCACGACCGGCAACCACUUCAACGCCUGGGCCCAGGUGGGGCUGAAUCUCGGCACGCACGACUACAUGAUUGUGGCUACGGAGGGAUACUUCAGCAGCGGCUCUUCCACAAUCACCGUCGGUGCUUCGGAUAGUGGUGGCGGCGGUGGCACUAGCCCGCCUGUGACCAGCCCUCCUGUGACCAGCCCUCCUCCUAGCAGUGGUGGCGGGGAUGGAACUUGCGCUGCGAAGUGGGCUCAGUGCGGUGGCUCUGGGUUUACCGGAUCUACUUGUUGCCAGUCUGGUUCCACGUGCCAAGCCGCGAACCAGUGGUACUCCCAAUGCCUGUGA